Molecule: messenger RNA, 600 nt
Organism: Galleria mellonella (greater wax moth)
Lineage: Eukaryota; Metazoa; Arthropoda; Insecta; Lepidoptera; Pyralidae
Exons: 1
Coding region: 1-600 (199 amino acids)
Source: RefSeq, a predicted model, not a curated record
AUGUUACAAAUCCUUACACUAAUGUACGCACUUGAGGUCGCAAGAGCCGACCUUGGUGGGACAGACCUGCAAUUCCUUAACGAACUGCCUUUAGAAAAACUAUUGGUUCUUAAGUCUUCUUUGCAAGAAUUCGUCUCAGACACUUACCAGAACACUAGUACAUCAACACCCUCGUAUUUAGAGAGCUUCGGGGCACAAGCGAUGGCUAUAAAGGCGCCGCCGAUAAAAAGAACAGACUACGAAGAAAUGAGCAGCAAGAAAGACAGUAAAAUUAGCAAAAUCUUCUCUAUGUCGGUGACAACAUUGGCGUUCCUGGCUUUCGGUGGUUAUUUACUGUGUUUGAUUGUGCAAGCGGUUAGAGAGAAACAGAAUUACGCACAGACCACGGCGGCGCCUGCGACAUUCUUCGUGAGCGCGGGCAUAAAGAAACGACCGCAGCAGUUUGUGUCAUAUGGAAGGAGGAAAAGGGAGAGCGGCAGGGACACAAGUUCGGAACUGGUGGAUAUUCCUUCUGAGCAACUGUUCAGUGCUUUGUUGCAGAUCUGCGAAGGUUACGCCAAGUGGAGUGAGCGGUAUGCUGAUUCAGAUACCUUGUAUUGA